Pseudozyma flocculosa PF-1 is the source of this 2784-nucleotide messenger RNA. RefSeq lists its product as uncharacterized. The transcript has 4 exons. The record is from RefSeq and is a predicted model, not a curated record. Lineage: Eukaryota; Fungi; Basidiomycota; Ustilaginomycetes; Ustilaginales; Ustilaginaceae. The coding region runs from base 1 to 2784 and encodes 927 amino acids. Gene Ontology annotation, molecular function: oxidoreductase activity, acting on a sulfur group of donors, disulfide as acceptor.
AUGCAGAGCUUUCUUGCACCCUCCAGCGGCCACUGCCGCCGCCCCACGCUGCUCGUCGCCGUCCUCAUCACCAUGCUGGCCGCACUCUCGCUGUCGUCCGCGCCAUCGGCUCUCGCCAUCCCCGCGACGACCUCGCAUGCAUCGCCGCAGCAGCAGGCCGUCUUUGCCGACCCUGCGCGUGACGCAUCGCCCGCCUCUUCGCUGGGCCCCUCGACCAGGCGAGUCAAUGUCACCCUCGGCGUCAUGUCGCGCUGCCCAGACGCCCUGGCGUGCGAGGCCACCUUCGACAAGGCCCUCGACCGCGUAAACACAAAGGUCCACCUCGAGAUGGCCUACAUCGGCACACUCAACUCGUCGGCCACCUACGGUGUCGACUGCAAGCACGGCGACUCGGAGUGCGCCGCCAACAUCCAGCAGCUCUGCCUCCAGCACGCCCUCGAUCCCAAGCACGCACCGGACCGCUGGGACCUCAGCCCGAGCGCCGCACAGCGAAAGUGGUGGAACUUUAUCCAGUGCCAAAACUACGCCGGCCUCGCCCGCAUCGGAUCAGAGGCCCUCGCCAAGCGCUGCCUCGACCUCAUCGACGGCCCCGAUUGGCACCGCGACGGCAUCGAGCGUUGCGUCAACGGCAAGCUCGGCCGUCGUCUCCUCCGCGACAGCGUGGCCAGGUCCAAGCACGACGGCGUCACCACCUCGUGCACCAUCCUCAUCGAGGGCCACGUCCGCUGCAUCCGCGACGGAGGCCAGUGGAAGCAGUGCGACAUCGGUCACGAGGCCGGAGACUUUGUCGCCGCCAUCGACAAGGAGUGGCAGCAAAAGAACCGGCGCAGCGACGGCCAACGCAGCCUCGACGUCGACGCGCCCGUCAUGCUCGAGCAGGCGGCCCUUAGUCAUCCCUCACGCCUGCAACGCCGGCAGGACCCCAACUCGACGGCACCACCGCCUUCUGCCACGCCCUCCAACACGUCGACCAGCGGAAGCGGCGGCGGCCUGUUUGGCGGCAACGGCAACGGCACCCCACCUAGCGUCUUUCGUCAGAUGAGCAGCAGCAGCUCACCCGCCGGUCCCACCCUGCCCACUCCCUUCCUUGCCUUUGCGAUCACAGCCAUCGCCCUCUUCGUCCUGGUGGUCGCCUUUGUCCUUCUGCGCAUCAUUGUCCGCAACCGCCGGCUGAGGCGGCUGGGACUGCUGCCCGACGGGCCCAUCGACCGCAUCCUUGGCCAGGCGCGCGAGGUCGAAGACACCCUCGCCCCACCGAAACUCUGGGAGGCCAAGAUCGCCCACGACUACAUGCCUCAGCGCACCGAUCCGGAAGCCAAGCUCCGCGGCUGGGAUGCCGUCAUGCCCGUCUCUGCUGCCCUGCCUCCGAGCGUCUACUCUGACCUCUUCCCCAACGACACGGCAUCGACCAAGGACGGCGAAAAGAACAAGGGCGGCAACGGCAGCGGCGCCAACGGCAGCACCUACCCACCCACCUCGCAGGUCCGCAGCAACAUGGUCUCGCGCCACAUGCACCUGCCUGGCUUCCUCCGCCGCGGCGGUGGCGGCGCUGCUGGUACGGGCGGUGCCCUCGAGGCGGCCUCCGCCGGCAACGACUCGCCCAACGGCGCAACUGCAGGCGUCGCUGGCGUUACCGGCUCCUCGAGCGGCGACGAUGCGGAUGCCACCACGACCCCUGUGGGCGACGAUGCGCUCCCGGCCUCGGUCAACGUGACGGUGCUGAUCGCCAUGCCCUCGCCGCGCACCGUCUUCCCGGCGGCACAGCUCGGACGCAAAGGCUCAAGCACUGGUGUCGGCAGCGGUGGACGUCAGCAGCCUGCACCUCCGCCAACGACGACGGCCGCAGCCUCGGCCGGCUCCAGCGGCUUCUCGCCACUCACCCGCGUCCGCAGUACCCGCCUGGACGAGGUGCUGCAUGAGCACCACGAGGGCGACGAGGACGAGGAGCACGGCAUCGCCUCGACAGACGCGCAGGCCAGCCGGCUGCAGCGCAAGGCCAGCGCCAAGUCGUUCCGCACCGUCGGCAGCACCAAGAGCCUGGCCGAGGCGCGCCGCGAGGCCUUCUUUGGCGCCAUGGCCGACGAGCACGAAAAGGACAACCAGCAGCAAGGCUCGACCCAGGCGGCGGCGGCAGCAGCGUCUUCGGCAGCGGCGGCGGCGCCCCCGACUGCGACGACAGCACCGUUCCUCGGCGCCAGUGCCGGCGACGACGAGGACGAGGAGCUGCCGGAGCUCGUCUUUGGCACCGCCAGCGUGCCCAUCUUCCGCAAGGCCAGCUCGACGUCGGCCUCGGCGACGACGCCAGCCGCGGCGAGGAAGACGUUCGGUGACCACGCGGACCGCCACCAGCCGAUCCGACGCGAGCUGCUCGAGCUCGUGGCUGCGGCCCACGAGGCCCGCGAGCGCAAGACGAGGAACGAUACCGCAGCCAAGGAGGCCGAGGCGAGCAAGGGCAGCGAAGACGCCCACAGCAACGUCGACCACGCUCCCGCUCGCACCUCGUCGUCGUCUCGACUCGGCCAGGCUCAGCCGCAGCCCCAGGCCCAGCCGCCGGUCCAGGCCGCGCCAUCGACGACGGCAACAACGGCCCAGCCGAACUCGUCGACCUCGGGCCUCGGCCUCGGCGCCAUCCGCACCUCGGCCCCCUCGCCCGAUAUCGGUGCGCCGCCGCUGGGCGCCUCGGCGCGGCCGUCGGUGUCGUCGUCGACCCUGGACCCGCCCACGCCGCGCGUCGAGCAGCACGCCCGCACCUCGACCACCACCCUCGACCCGCUGCUCCGCUGA